GCCGCAGCCGGGGAGAGGUGGAGCCGGAGCCGUUUUAUCGAGAGCCGAAGUGGAAAUUUCCCCCUCAGUUGCCGGUCCGCCGUGGAGGAGACGCUAGCGGGAGCUGCUUGCCCUUGUUACCCUGUGCCGCGUCCUCUCUGCCCACCCGCCGCUAUGUCCAACUACAUCCACGUCCCGCCCGGCUCCCCCGAGGUGCCCAAGCUGGACAUCACUGUCAGCGAGCGGGAGGGGCCCGGCUACCGCCAGGGCGCCCUGCAGCUCCUACGCCGCCUGCGGCCCCACUGGAGACCUGAGGAGGUGACGCUGCAGCUGUUCACAGAUGGAAUCACCAAUAAAUUAAUCGGUUGCUACGUGGGUGACAUAACAGAUGAUGUCGUUCUAGUUAGGAUCUAUGGAAAUAAGACCGAGCUCUUAGUAGAUCGAGAUGAGGAAGUGAAGAGUUUCCGUGUAUUACAGGCCCAUGGCUGUGCACCUCAACUAUACUGUACUUUCAAUAAUGGCCUGUGCUACGAGUUCAUGCAGGGUGAAGCACUGGAUCCAGAACAUGUAUGUAAUCCAGAUAUUUUCAGACUCAUUGCCAGACAGCUUGCUAAAAUCCAUACUAUUCAUGCACACAAUGGAUGGAUCCCUAAAUCUAAUCUGUGGCUGAAGAUGGGGAAAUAUUUCUCUCUCAUACCCACAGAAUUUGCAGAUGAGGAAGUAAAUAAAAGGUUUCUAAGUGACGUUCCAAGUCCUCAAGUUCUUCAGGAAGAGAUGGCAUGGAUGAAGGAAAGACUGUCAAAUUUGGGAUCACCAGUGGUACUCUGUCACAAUGACCUGUUGUGUAAGAAUAUUAUUUACAACAAGAAAAGAGGUGAUGUGCAGUUCAUAGACUAUGAGUACUCUGGAUACAACUACCUGGCUUAUGACAUUGGAAAUCACUUCAACGAAUUUGCAGGGGUAAAUGAGGUAGACUACAGCCUUUAUCCUAACAGAAAAUUACAGGAACAAUGGCUCAGAUCUUACCUUGAGGCCUACAAAGAAUAUAAAGGGUUUGGCACAGAAGUCAGUGAAAAAGAAGUUGAAGUUCUGUAUGUCCAAGUCAAUCAGUUUGCACUGGCUUCCCACUUCUUUUGGGGUCUGUGGGCUUUAAUUCAAGCCAAAUAUUCCACCAUUGACUUUGAUUUUCUAGGGUAUGCGAUUGUUCGCUUUAACCAGUAUUUCAAAAUGAAGCUGGAGGUCAUGACAUUAACUCUUCCUGAAUAAUGAAGAGGAAGAAACUUACCAAGUGGAUAGAGAACCCCUGAAUAUUUUCUAAGAACAGAUACUGGAAAAAAAGCUAAACAUUUGUUGAAGUUCUGUUAAUGCUCACUUGGUGGUUUUUGCUUUAUAAAUAAUGCCUCUAAACAGUCCUUCAAUGUUAAAUUUAAUAUGAAGAACAUGCGUACUGCUGUUGAUAUAAAAUGGAUUAGAAACUUGCUAAAUCUAUGAAAAGUUGUAGAAAUGGCAAUUUAAUCCUUCUUUGUAAUUUAACAUGUUGUAUGUGAAUUAUUUAUUAUAAGUUUAACAUGAUUCCAUUGCUGCUUUCAUCAGGUUUUUUUGUAAGAGUUGGGUGCAGACAGUGAAGUUGUUCCAAAGGAUUCGUCUAACAACUUUUAUUGAAGUUGUGUUAACUUACAUUAAAGAAAACAUGGUCAGAGAAUAUUAACCUUUUAGAUGUGUACAGGCAACAUGAGUGAUGAUAGACUUGAGAUUACCACUGUGGUGUAACUAGGGAGAAAAGUGAGAAUCAUUUUUUUUGUCCCCUUUUUUUUUUCUUUUUUUCCCCUUAAGAAAAGCAGCUUUCCAUAUGAUGGUGCUUUUCCUUUGUAUAGAAUUAAUGAGUUUGCUGAAAUGAUAAAUAACAUUUGGGUUUUUUUAUUUUCUUUUUUCUUCUAAGCUGUAGAAACGUGAAAGUUCUGUGGCAGUAAGAUUCUUUUGAGGGUAUGUACCAUCAUAGUGGUAGAUGGACAAUGUACUGUCUCUGACUUCUGUGGGAAAGCUGCUUGUUUAUUAAGUGUACUUUUAAAGCAAAAGACCACUAUCCCAAACCUAUCGCAUUUUUGAAACUUGAUUCUAAAUUUGAACGCUAUUCUGCUGUCUGUAUUUGAUGUUCUUCAGCAGUAUCUACCAGAAUGGGCUAUUGAACUGAAGACUAGUGAACAGAGAUCCUGUUGCACUGGGGAGCAAGACACUUAGGUUUACAGUUGUGUAUUGCUGACAUCUUUUUGCUUUGUCGCCUUCUAACCUUGGAUUCUAGUCUUAAAUACUUGGUCCUGUAAUUGCAGAUUCUGGUAUUUUGGGGGUUUCUUUUUUAUUGUUGUUUUGUUUGGUUUUUUUUUUUGUUUCCUGUGGCAGCAAAUUACUUUCGAAGUCUCCAGCUUUGAGGGAUAAUCUGGAAAAGUUCAUGACUUGAACAAUGGGGCUUUGAUCAUCAUGGAUUUUCUUUAUUUCUUAAAGCUAUUAUACCAAGAAUGGUCUGGAUUGCAAAGUGUGAAUGGAAAAGAAAAUGUUUACUUAACAAAACAAUGUAUAAGUUUGCAUGGAAAAGAGGCUUUAAAUUUGGAAAGGGGGGUGGGCAGGCAGGGUAAGAAACCCAGAACAGAAAAAUAGAACCCAACAAGGCAGUGUGGAGUUGGGCAGGCAUGUACUCAACUGUAAUUAUACUCUGAAAAGCUUUGCACUUUGGUCACAUAAGUGCCCACAUGUACAAAGUCUGUGUGUCUGCAUAUGCAGGUGCAAACACAAACUUACCUGAAGAGUAAAUAUUGUGGGGAGUCUGUUGUACAGACCCCAGCAAAGAUAUUUAUUCCAAACUGCUUUAUGGCACACUGCUGUGUGUGUAUGUGUGUAUAUGUGUAUCUGUAUGUACGCAUAUAUAUGCAUAUGUGCUUUGCAAAAGGUUGGAUUGAUUCAGGACAAAAAAUUGAUGUGAAUGAAAAAUUUUCACCUUGAAAGACCAUUUUGAAUGGCAUUCUGUUAUUUUACAAAAGCAAAGUUUGGUACUUUCUUAUUCUUCUUGUUUAUAUUAAUCUCUAAAUUUUUCUUUAUUUUUUUUUAAUUUCCUUCACUCAAAACCUUAAAAAAACCCAAUACCAGUGGGAGAAGUGGGAUUUUUUUUUUUUUUCUUUUUUUGUAACUUGAAAUUCUGUAACCUUUUUCAGUAGCAGUUAUUAGCUGGAGGCUACUAUAUUGGAUACAUUUUCUUGGUAGUUAAAUAGAAACAAAUAACUAAAAUGGACAGAGUUUCCUUUGUAGCAGUUUUCAAGGAUGUUGCUAGAGCUCAUGAAGGCACUGAAAACUUUAAUUUUCUGUACUUUCUUCCUGUUGAUAUUAUUGAUGUAUGUUGGGUAAUACCCUGCUGUCUUGGUAGUUUCUUUGAGUUCAGCAAGAUCUGCUUUGGAAGUAAGAUUGAUAAAGAUAUUUAAACUCCUCCUAUUUUCUUCAAGUGGUGGCUUUAUUUCUGGCAGUGUUGCUUUGUAUUUGUGAAAUAUUUGAAAAAGGCUGUGAAGUUGACUUGGUCCUGGGAAACCCAGCACUUGACAGCUCCUAACUUUCCCAACAGUUAGCAGAGCACACUCCCUUUUUAGGUACCAGUACUAUUUUAGUUGGGAGUUAGUGUAAUUCUUUUCAAUAGUAUUUUUAUUUGUAUAGCUCAAGUAGCAAUAACUGUAGGAGUGGAAGCUUGCUUCUGCAGAGCUAAAGUUCCUCAUGAGUGCAGCUCAGUCUCCUUGUGGAACAAAUUUCCACUGAAUCUCAUAAAAGCACUUUGAAGCAGGUAAAUACUGCAAGCUUUUCCUGAGCCACUUCAAAGAAGCACAAGGGUUAUCACAGGUCACAGUGGUUGACUUUGCAGUACUGGUAGAAACUUUCAUUUUGCAUGUUGAAAUUAAUUUUACACACUGAAAUGCUGCUUUGCAUCAGCUUUCUUUCAAGACAAGUGCAGAUUAAAACAAUUCCUGUUAAGUUCUAAGGAAAUACUGUAAAACAUUUUACAACAUGAAAUGCCGGUUACCUUGAGCCUUUUUCCACAUCAGUUUGAGCCAGUAGCACUCGGGUAUUCUAACUUGUUAAGGGAUAUCUCCGAGACGUGUUAAGUUUAAAGCAGUAGUUCCCAAUAGCAUUGCAGAUCAUAAGGUAGCUUGAAACUGUGAAUACAGGACAUUCUGAAUGUAAGUUUAGGUACUAGAGCACCGAACUAGAGAAUAUGUACUUGUUUCAGUUAAUUUAUCUCUGUCUCUUCAAUAGCAAUGUUAAGAUACUUAAAUCACUGAGCUCUAGAAACAUCCUGUAGUAGUUUUGACUGUGACUUGCCAAGAAGAUACUCUGUUGCCUUUAUGUUAAGCUAAGGGCAUUAAUGCCAAAACUAAUAAUCCUUACUGUGGUUAAACCUAUAUUGUAAAUAUGAAGGGGGUUAUUAGUAAGGGCAUUCUUGCAUAAAUAGCAUCAAGUCAAUAGACCAUAGUGGCCUGGUUGCUUUUGUAAAGCAGAAUAGUGUGAAUUUUUUUCUUCUCAUUUCUGCAGUCAGAUCUGGCUAAUCCACAGCUAAUUUCUUAGGUCAUCAAAGCAUUAAAGAUUUCUGAAUGAUAACUGGUCUCUUGUCACAUAACUUUGAAUUCCUUCAUUGACAUUUCCUGAUUUGUAUUUUAAAAGGACUUACAAAAAUUUGCAUUAACCAGGUCUGACUGUAUAUGUAUAUACAACAGUGUAAAUAACCAUUUGUAAAUUAGUGUGAAUUGUACUGUAUCUUGCAUUUAUGGACAUGGGUAUUGCAUUGUAUUCUCUCCUAUUUUGUAGAAAUUCUGAUGUAAAGAAGAAAUCUGUGUGCAAACUCUUGUUAAAUUGACCUGUAAGAGAGCAUAAUAGUUUUAUGUUCAGGUAUCCAUUUACAGCCUUGGGCAUCCAAUGUCUUUUUUUUUUUCUCCCGUUAGCUUUUUUGUCAUCUUGCUCUUGGGAACGAUUCUGGGAAUAAAGGAAUUCAUGCAGUACUAAGAGAAAGACUGUUCUAAUGGGCAAACUAUAUGUCAGAGGUCUGUGUAGUACCUGUGGUGUGGGGAAAGCUGUUAAAUAUGUUAAACUUCCAAAAAUUUCCUAUACAUUCUUGAAUGCUGGUGACUUCUAAACAUAUGAGCACGUUGAAUUGAGUGCGCUCCCAUGGUGACAGCAAUUGAGUUAGUUGUGAUAGAAGUUCCCCAACUUAAGAUUUUUGGUGGCUAUAGCCUUAUAAUAGGGUUAGUUGUUAACUUGUAAAUGUUCAUGGUAAAUGCCCGAAUCACAAAAAUAGUUCUGCCCUAUUUUCUUCCACACUUGGCUUAUUGGUAGCCCUUUCAGACUGAAACGUAACUGAGAUAUUUUCCCUGUGUGCUACUCCUUCCCCCUCCUCCCUGUGCCUAUGCCCUUCUUUGUUAGCUUAAAUUUUUGAUGUAGCAAGGUAUUAGAUAUGCUUAUUUGCUUGCAUGGUUUACGGAUGAGAGCAAAUUGCAAAGGGUAAUGUUUGUUUCAAAAUGGAGUUCAGAUUUUUUUAAAGCCUUUGGUAUCUAACAGAAGCUUACAGAAUACUCUGUUGUUACUCCUCCCCAAAAGAAGUUUUCGAUUUUGAUAACACUGAUUAAGUAAGCUUGCUCCAUAACCCGAUGGAAUGUAAUCUCUUGCUUGAGAUAGUCCUUCUUGCAAUUUGCAGAGGAGGUUUGUUUGCCGCAUCUCACCUCUCUGUGUUUGAGGUGGCUGUCUAGUCUUGAUUUGUCUCCAUGGUUUUGUAUUGUUUGCUGUGUUCUUGGAUGCCUUCUGAGGUAUGCUAGAUUACUAAACCACUGGAAUUAGCUACUGUCUCCUGUCAUCUCUUCCACACCAUGCAGGUUGUAACUGUAGUAGAACAGAAGUAUUUGAUCAGACCUUGAGGUAAUGCAAGGCUGGUGCUAAGCAGACUUGCAGCUGAUACUUACACCUUCCCCCUGCUGCCCAUUUUAUUUCCAUAGGCUGGAAGCCAGUUGCCUUCAUGAGUUGUGAAAGAUACAAAAAGCCAAAAACCUGUGAUCUAGUACACAAUAGGAUUUCUGUUAGCCAGCCACACAACUUUUAAGAAGGAGGCUCUUGGCAGUGAGAAACCACACAAAUCUAUAUGGGACAUGUUGGAUGGAACCAAACUUUGUGGCUUACAGACCUCCAGAGUGUUUGUACAUGCCAAUUGCAUGGAGGUGCUCCAUCUAAGUGAUGGGAUGAGACACUAGGAAAAGCCUUGUAUAUUUCUAAGUGACUCUUUCAGUUUCAUCUGACCUAUAGAGGUAAGUUCUGUGAUUAGGAAACAAGUCAACCUGUGAGGAGAGGGAAGAAAUGUUCCAAAAGAUUAUUUAAAACCCCCAAACUCUUAUGUAGUUAACUUGCAACCCUUAAGUGUGUGUUGGGCUUUUUCUCUACAUUGGUGGUGGUCUGCACCACUGUCACUGAUAAAGGGGUUUAUUGUGAAACAUCAGAAAACUGACUGGAAUGGCCCUGAGGCCCAGUAUGACCUUAGAACAGGUGCCAGACUCCACCAGAUUACUCAACUUCUGGUUUGAGAUAUUUACAUCAGCUGGUUCUAUAGCUGCCUGAAAUUGCUGAGCUGCUGUUUUAGGUUUCCUGUGAUGUGGAAAUUAAUUCAUGGCCUUCCCAAUGGGUUUGAUGUGAUGUUUAUAGAGGUAAUGCAGAGAGAACUUGGUGGAAAUAAGUUGAGCGAACACUUGGAAAGCAAACAAGUUUGAAAUCUACCAAACUUUGAAAAUAAAUCCUGAAAUAACGUCAUAAAAUAAGUAGCUUCAUAAAUGAGAAAUAAUUUCAGGUACUGCACCAGCCUAGUUUUGUGGUAUUGCAGCUGCAUUUUUCCUAUGUUAAAUGUCUUUUUCCCUACACAAAGAUCCCUGCAAAGCACAAGGUGAGAGAUACCAUGGAAGAGAAACCUGAAAAAUACUGUAUAAAACGCAGCGUGAACUGGAAAAAAGUCUUAUGUUUCUAAGCUUUUGGUAGUAGUAAUUUUUAAGUGCUAUCAGAAAAUGGUAGGUGUCAUGUCUCCAGUGUGUGAAAGAUUAUCAUUUUUUAGUAGAAAUAUUCCUUUUAACAUUUCGUAUCUCAAAUGCAGUCUGUGGUAGUUAAUAAUGCUGCUUUGUACACAAGUGCUUUGAAUAGUCUCAGCUCCAAGAAUGUAUUAAAUCUUUCUUAAAUAUGGCUUAAAAGUUAGAUCGAUUGGUUCUGUCUCAAGCCUCUUGAUCCAACUUUCUAAAACCCUUUACUUGCAGAAGCAGGGCCAUAGCAUAUUAGGGAUAUAAUCUCUUUUGUGUCAAUUCUUUUGUUACUGCAUAUUUUUCAGUGUUCUUCUAAACAUGAGUCCAUUUAUGUCCUGUGAAUUAAAUUAGCUCAAUUUACAAGUAAGUGUAUGUCAUCUUCCAGCACUGUCAUCACCCCAAAAGUCCCCAUGACCCUUCUUGUAUGUUGUGAAGUUUAGAUGCGUCAUUUAUCCAUUGGAGUGAAUUGUAUUUCUUUUGAACUAAAUGUUAUUGAAGCUAUUGUAAGGCCUUCUACCACUGAUUAAAUGAAGUAAUGUACCUUUCAAAGAGAUAUAUAUUCUGUAAAUAAUUUCAAACUGCAACAAUAAAGUUUGUUUCUAACUGCA
Neopsephotus bourkii (Bourke's parrot) is the source of this 7660-nucleotide messenger RNA. RefSeq names its product ethanolamine kinase 1 (gene ETNK1). The record is from RefSeq and is a predicted model, not a curated record. Gene Ontology annotation, biological process: phosphatidylethanolamine biosynthetic process. NCBI's taxonomy places the organism in Eukaryota, Metazoa, Chordata, Aves, Psittaciformes, Psittacidae. Bases 154 to 1245 code for a protein of 363 amino acids. Gene Ontology annotation, molecular function: ethanolamine kinase activity. The transcript has 8 exons. Gene Ontology annotation, cellular component: cytoplasm.